AUGAAGGACUAUUGGCUAAAGGUAUUAUACUCAUUGUUCACAUUGACGGCCAUUGGAUACUUGAAUGCCAAGAGAAAGAGCCCAAACAGUCUGUUGAGACUGCUCAAACCAGUGCCCGUAGUAAUCUUAGCAUACGUUGUGUUGUUGUGGUGCUCUGACGAUCAGCAGCAACACGGUAGCCUGACACACUUGCUCUGGCCACACAACCCAACAGCCUACUCAAUGUACAUCUCAGUUGGACUGAUCCUUUCGGCAUUUGGCGACUUCUUCCUGUUGUUCAAGCGAUACUUUGUUCAUGGCGUCAUUUUCUUCCUGGUGGCACACGUCGCCUUCAUCAUGGCAUUCACCGUGGAGACAGCCAGUCUGUCCUCAUUCUUCACGCCCACCAUCGUUCUGAUACUGAUCUCGAUCAAUGUAUUGUUCGUCAUGGUGUUUGUGCUCAAGGUGGUGCCAAUGUUCAUCAAGCAGACGCCCAACACCGUGGCCAUCGCACUAUUCUUCUAUCUGAUGGUCAUACUGACCAUGUGCUACACGGCGUCAAUACGCGCCUUUACAAAGGCAGUCGCGUUGGCUGCCGUCGAGGACACGGCGGUCGACACACAUCGAACAUUGACAAUGUACUCUCUGUGCGCAGCAGUGGGCGCCAUCGUAUUCUUUAUCAGCGAUCUCAUGAUCAUGAUACGUGCCAUGAACGAUCUUCAAAAGAACAAGGUGUCCAACUUUAGAAAGUUCCUUGGCAAUGGUGAUGUCGAUAAGAAUAGUAAUAGUAAUAGUAAUAAUAAUAAACAGCGCGCUUAUGUUGUUAUUGAUCCUUCUUCUUGA
Messenger RNA from Acytostelium subglobosum LB1, 822 nucleotides. RefSeq lists its product as hypothetical. Lineage: Eukaryota; Evosea; Eumycetozoa; Acytosteliales; Acytosteliaceae. The record is from RefSeq and is a predicted model, not a curated record. The transcript is spliced from 2 exons. Bases 1 to 822 code for a protein of 273 amino acids. Gene Ontology annotation, cellular component: membrane.